AUGUUUGGAAAGCAAGUGGACAACUUGAGAACAAAUCAUCAAGGUGUGUACGUGGUGCAAGAUAACAAGUUCUGCACAUUACGAUCGCUAGCAGAAGGUCAACAGUUCGUACGUGAGGCUGGAGCGUUGGUCACGUUUCCAUGUGGAGCUGUGAGAGGAGCGUUGGCGAAUCUGAAUGUGAAUGCGGAAGUUACAGCUACAGUGGAAACUCUGCCUGCCGUCAAAUUCAAUGUUCACAUUAUUCAAAGAACUUGA
This is a messenger RNA of Cooperia oncophora, 255 nucleotides long. The record is from the annotation of a GenBank genome assembly. Lineage: Eukaryota; Metazoa; Nematoda; Chromadorea; Rhabditida; Trichostrongylidae.